Molecule: messenger RNA, 1110 nt
Organism: Telopea speciosissima
Lineage: Eukaryota; Viridiplantae; Streptophyta; Magnoliopsida; Proteales; Proteaceae
Product: dynamin-related protein 4C-like
Exons: 2
Coding region: 1-1110 (369 amino acids)
Cellular component (GO): cytoplasm; microtubule; membrane
Molecular function (GO): microtubule binding; GTPase activity; GTP binding
Source: RefSeq, a predicted model, not a curated record
AUGACCGGCGAGAGGACAUUGGGUGUGAUCACUAAGGCUGAUCAAGCUCCUGAAGGUUUGCUUGAGAAGGUGAUUAGUGAUGAUGUGAACAUUGGACUUGGUUAUGUCUGUGUAAGGAAUCGAGUUGGAGAACAAGAAUCAUACGAGGAAGCAAGAAGGGAAGAGAUGAGAUUGUUUGAAUCUCAUCCCCUGCUUUCUAAAAUCGACAAAUCCAUUGUCGGCAUCUCUAUUUUAGCUCAGAAGCUUGUGCAUAUCCAAGCAAUUAGUCUCUCGAAAUGCUUGCCAGACAUAGUGAGGAAGAUCAAUGACAAGCUCUGUUUCAGUUAUUCUGAGCUGAACAAAUUGCCCAAACACCUAUUCAAUAUAACAGAAGCAUUCACUGCUUUAAUGAAGGUUAUUGGUUCUACAAAAGAAUCUCUGAAGAAAAUACUCAUCAGGGUAGAGUUUGAUGAGUACCCAGAUGAGAAGGAAAUGCAUUGUACAGCUCGAAUAUCUGAUAUGCUCAAUGAGUACUCACAAGAACUUGAUCACAGGUCGAGGGACUCUGUUACCAAGUUCUUAAUGGAAGAAAUUAAGGUCUUAGAGGAGGCCAACGGGAUUCAACUUUCAAAUUUCCUCCCUCGAACCGCCUUUCUCGCCAUAUUACAGAGCAAAAUCAAGAAGAUAGUGUAUAUUCCAGUUGAAUUCGUUGAGAAGGUCUGGAUUUAUGUAGAAACUCUGGUUGUUCGUGUCUUGACAUUCCAUUCUAAGAGUUACCCACAACUUCAAUCUCGUACCAGACGAGUGGCACAUGAUCUGAUUUCAAAGACAAAGGAUCAAUCUGUUGAUCGAGUGAUGGAGAUGGUGGAGAUGGAGAAGCUAACAGAUUAUACAUGUAACCCACAAUACAUGUCAAAAUGGAGCAAGCUGGCACACCGACCGUUCUUUAUGCAGAAUUUUAAAUCGAAUAGUAAGUUGAGAUUGGUGGAUAACAUGGCUCUUCAUCUUGUGUUCAGUGUGCAGAAUCUAUUGAACAGAGAGAUGGAGAGGAUAGUGAGUGCACUAAUGGGACCCUGUGGUGGUGGCAUUGAACGGUUGCUGGAGGUCUCCUUCUAUUGCCACCAAGCGUGA